This is a messenger RNA of Paramuricea clavata, 1056 nucleotides long. The record is from the annotation of a GenBank genome assembly. NCBI's taxonomy places the organism in Eukaryota, Metazoa, Cnidaria, Anthozoa, Malacalcyonacea, Plexauridae.
AUGCAUUGUUUACCGAAAGUUCUGUCUGUACGAAGGCAAUGGGUUCGUUUUGUUCGAAGACAUCGGUCUGACUUCGACCCUGAAAAGUAUUCUUCACAAAUAUGGUUGUGCUCGGCACAUUUUGGUGAGAGCUGCUUCUCUAAGCGUUUUGCGAGCAAUUUACAAGGUUUCGAUAGCAGUAACACCAAGCGCUUCUUGACUCAAGGCUCAGUUCGAACAAUUGACAUUGUUGAAAAUGUAGAUGAUGUCAAUGCUCAGAGCGACAUAAAUUUACCUGCUAAAGAAAAGAGACUUGUAAGUAUUAACGUAGUAAAUUUGUCUUGUUAUUAUCUUAUAAACUGUUUGUUUAUUUUGUAAUAUAGCCCUUUAAAGUAUCAAAUAUCAAGUCGUAGAAUCACCAUUUUAAUUGCAAUAGCUGGCCUAACAUUUUAGAUACACAUGCAUGUCAAAGUAUUGUGUAUUAAGGUGGUGUUUUGUGUUUGGUUUAAUGUGCUUUAUAUUUUAUAAUAACUAAAAUUGUAUAAAUUUGGUUUUGUAGUUGAGAUGUGCCACUACAUGACAAUAUCUGCCUGGACCAAAUGCAAAACAGAGAAAGUUGAACACGGCAGAUGAGAAUGAUGAAUUGGAUGUUGGUGCUUUGGAUUGUGUUGCUGAUGUCGUGGGUGAUAGGGUUGGUGAGAGGGAUGAUGGUGAUGUUACUUUGGGCAAUGGUUCUGGUGAGAUGGGUGAAGGUGUGAGUAGCAGUGAGUUGGGUGUUGGUGUUUCUGUGAGUUUGUCUGGUGAGGAUGAUGUGCAUGAUGACGCUGGUGUCAACAGGUGCCAAGAGUGUUUUGCUCACAUCACAUACAACAAAAAUUGUAAGAACAGUAUUGAACGAUUGGAAAAGAUAGUGAAAGGACUGAGAACCAAAAUCAGACAAAAACAAGUAAGCAGUAUACUAUAUGAUGUGUGUCAAGUGAACAAAAAAAUUGGGCUUUUCUCAUUCAUGUCAAGGCUGACAGGGCAAACACAUGUUUACUUUACAGAUACGCUAAUAGGUGUCCAAAGAAUGGUUAG